This is a messenger RNA of Solanum lycopersicum (tomato), 1647 nucleotides long. RefSeq names its product eukaryotic translation initiation factor 3 subunit E. The record is from RefSeq and is a predicted model, not a curated record. NCBI's taxonomy places the organism in Eukaryota, Viridiplantae, Streptophyta, Magnoliopsida, Solanales, Solanaceae. Gene Ontology annotation, biological process: translational initiation. Gene Ontology annotation, molecular function: translation initiation factor activity. Gene Ontology annotation, cellular component: cytoplasm; eukaryotic translation initiation factor 3 complex; nucleus.
UUAUUCCUUACAGCAAAAAAGACGAAACCCUAGAAAUCUUUCUUCUACCGAUCCACUUCUCAUCUUUUCAGUUUCUCUGGUUCUGCACGGCGGCGAGUUUUGUGGUUGCUAUCUCUUACCGACAGUAGCAAUCAUGGCGUCGAAGUACGAUUUGACGCCACGUGUAGCGCAGCAAUUGGACAUUCACUUGAUUUUCCCGUUACUGGAGUUUUUGCAAGAGCAGGGAUUAUACCCAGAUGAAUAUAUACUCAAGGCGAAGAUUGAGCUGCUUAAUCACACUAACAUGGUUGAUUAUGCUAUGGAUAUUCAUAAGUCUCUCUAUCAUACUGACGAUGUGCCUCAAGAAAUGAUGGAGAGGAGAGCCGAGGUUGUGGCAAGGUUGAAAGCACUUGAGGAAGCUGCAGCCCCAUUGAUCACUUUUUUGCAGAAUUCCAGUGCUGUGCAGGAGUUGAGAGCUGACAAACAGCACAAUCUUCAGUUGCUCCAGGAGCGGUACCAGAUUGGUCCGGACCAGAUAGAGGCAUUGUAUCAAUAUGCCAAAUUUCAGUUUGAAUGUGGAAACUAUUCUGGUGCUGCUGAUUAUCUUUACCAGUACCGAGCAUUGUGCACAAACAGUGACAGGAGCGUCAGUGCAUUGUGGGGAAAGCUUGCAGCGGAGAUACUAAUGCAGAAUUGGGAUAUUGCACUCGAGGAACUCAACCGCUUGAAAGAAAUUAUCGACUCAAAGAGUUUCUCUACUCCGUUGAAUCAAGUUCAGAAUAGAAUAUGGCUAAUGCAUUGGAGUCUAUUCAUCUUCUUCAACCAUGACAAUGGCAGGACACUGAUCAUUGACCUGUUUAACCAGGACAAAUACUUGAAUGCCAUUCAAACAAGUGCUCCCCACUUGCUGCGGUACUUGGCUAUUGCAUUUAUUGUCAACAAAAGAAGAAGACCUCAAUUUAAGGACUUUAUAAAGGUUAUUCAGCAGGAGCAACACUCUUGUAAAGAUCCCAUCACAGAGUUUUUGGCAUGUAUUUACGUCGACUAUGAUUUUGAUGGGGCACAGGAGAAGAUGAAGGAGUGCGAAGAGCUAAUAUUGAAUGACCCAUUCCUUGGAAAAAGAGCUGAAGAGGGCAGUUUCUCCUCUGUGCCAUUGAGAGAUGAAUUCCUUGAAAAUGCUCGUCUUUUUAUCUCUGAGACCUACUGCCGCAUUCACCAACGCAUUGACAUGGGGGUUCUAGCUGAGAAGCUUAACUUGAACCUUGAGGAGGCAGAGCGAUGGAUGGUGAAUCUUAUCAGGACCUCAAAGCUUGAUGCCAAGAUAGACACUGAAACCGGGACAGUUACAAUGGAACCAAAUCAGCCUAAUGUGUACGAGCAGCUCAUCGAUCACACCAAGCCCCUUUCUGGACGCACGUACAAAUUAGUCAGUCAGCUUCUUGAACAUGCACAAACACAACUUGCUAGAUAGUUUGGUUGAGGACAUUAAGCUCGUGCCAAUUUUGCAUUGCUCCCGUACCUGAUUAACACCUUUAUAUUCAAGAAUGUUGCUUAUGUUAAUUCCUGGAUUUCCCUUGGAGGAAAUUUUGAGAUACAUGAUGAAUUAUACAUUAGUUUCUUUUUUAUCUUGUGUUGUCUCCAUUGGAAGUGGUAUGCCUUUGCAUUUUA